Messenger RNA from Pectinophora gossypiella (pink bollworm), 2491 nucleotides. RefSeq lists its product as uncharacterized. Gene Ontology annotation, cellular component: cytoplasm. Bases 210 to 1769 code for a protein of 519 amino acids. The record is from RefSeq and is a predicted model, not a curated record. NCBI's taxonomy places the organism in Eukaryota, Metazoa, Arthropoda, Insecta, Lepidoptera, Gelechiidae. Gene Ontology annotation, biological process: cell population proliferation; mitotic spindle organization. The transcript has a single exon.
AAUAAAAAACUUUUCAUUCAAAAAUAUCCGUUGAAAUCGUUAAGCCGAGAUUAUUUUUUGCUUUUUGGUAUUUAUUUCAAUGUGGAAAACGGAAAUCGGUGAAGUUGGAGGUUUUUUACGUUAUAAUUUAGAAUUUACCGUGUAACUAAAGGAAGAAUUAUUUACUUCAUUAUAAAAACGUGAUUACAUUGAAUACCUCGGUAACACGAAUGUUUUCAAAUACAGAGUCCAAUUCUCCGCCCAUUCACAACGAAAGACAUAAUUUGAAAAACAUUUACCAGAAGUUCCAAAGCUUUCUUGGUCGUGGAUCUGACGGUGGUAAUCACAUGAAAGAGGACAUGCUGUCGGCGAGGGCGAGCACGGUGGCUUCCGACGACAGCUUUGUAACACCGGUGUCCUCAGUGGGUGACCUACUGAACAUGUCGCCUAAACGGAUCAAGGAGCACACAGAGCACCCAGAUGUGACCGGCGACCUGCUCACUGGCACCGAAUUCGAUAGCAUUUGUGACGUCACCAUGCAAGAGGUACCUAUGUAUGACGAUAUUUACAUCGAUGCCAACAGCCUGGAUUACCUCGUCAAGUGCGCGGAGUCGAAUCGCCAUCACAACAUAGUGGACAGGGGUAAAGAAAGCUUGUUUGUGAAGUUUGACCCAUUGUAUGCUAGACAACAGACUAGUUUGACUACUACCGAGUCAUUAGUGGACUCUACUGAGGGUGAUGUGGGGUAUGAAACAGGCAGUUCAGCCUCGGUCCUAGCGGACAGCCAUGUAGCUUCACCUAAACACACAGUAUCUGCGGGGUCUGUACUCACUAAUAAUAACAAAGAUAAGCCCAUGCAAGUUGUGCCUCCUGUUGUGAAUGAUGUUCCAAAGGCAAGUGUAACACAAACACGCUCCACUCCAGCCCUGAUUCGUAGUAUGUCUGCCAUACUCACCCCCACUCAGGUUGCUACAGACAGACUAAUCAGCAUUUCUGGCAGUACACCCCCUACAGCAGCUCCUCGUAGUCCCAGGUUGAACACCACGACACAGGUGGACCGCCUUCACUCUCUGAGGAUCAUCUUGCAAAAGCAAGACCAUGAAAUAAUUCAACUUUCCCAUGAAAACAGACAACUAAAGUCUUCUUUGCAAGAAGUUCAGUACAGGUACUCACAGACAGUUGAAGAUAUGGAAGCUAAAAUUAAAAGGCUCUCUGAUGAGAGAGAUAAUUUACUUGAUAGAGAGAAUAAGUUAAUCCAACAGGUAAAUGACAAAAUUAUGAGCAAUAAACAGAUGAGUAUUGUAAUGGAGGAGUAUGAAAAAACUAUUUCAUCUCUGAUAGGCGAGCAGCAACAAGAGAAACUUCAGUACCAGGCAGUGGAGGAGAGGCUGACAUCUGAGAGAGAUCAAGCCUUGAACCACUUGGCCAGCAUGGAAAGUUCAUUCAAUGAUCUGCUUGCAAAAUAUGAAAAAUGUAAAAGUAUUAUAUUGGAAGCCAAAGACAGAGAGAAAGUUUUUGAGCAAAAAAUUAUAGAAUAUGAGAAUGGCAUGAAGAAAUAUGAAAAAUUGUACAAUGAUCUUAAACAUGUUACAUCUGAAGCUUUGAACAAAGCUAAUGAGACACUGGAUACUACUAAAAAGAAUUACAACAUGGAUAUUAUGAAGCAGAAUGCAAUUAUCAAGAAACAUGAGAUCACAAUAGCUUCUUUGCAAGAAUCAUUGACUCAGAAAUCAAGAGAUAAUGAGGAACUGACGAGAAUAUGUGAUCAACUCAUCAAUGAGGUGCGCUGAACCUCUGACGAUGUCUCAACUGUGUAAAAUUUCUUGGUUUCUGUAUUUGGUGCUUAAUUCUUAUGGAGGCAAACAUGGGCUUGUUAUCCAACUUUAUCUAAAAUUUCUUGCUGUGAUGAAUCUCAACUUUAUUUAUCAUUCUAUUGUGAUCUUGUUAGUGUUAUUAUAUAUUUACUUUUAGAGGACAUGACUGAAUUUUCUCUUACAUGACUUUAAAAUAUUUUUAGUACUUACGAUAAGUAACUCUUUUGACUAUUGCUUGAACUUUUACUGUUAGUGAUCUAAUUUUGAAGGAAUACCUAUUUUAUUUUGAUUUAAUAGUUGUAAAACUGUGCCAUUAGCAUUAGAAACAAUAUCAUUACUUUUAAAUACCUAACUACUAAAAAGUUUACUAAGAAUAACAUCUAAUUGUGUGCAAAAUUUUGUUUGAUUUAUUUAAGAACUGGGAAAAAUCGAAUUUGUUAAUGUACCUAAAUUAAUAACAGCUCAUUUGUUUUUAUGGUGAUUUGGUAAACUAGCUGAGUAUUUGUAAACAAGAUUAGCAUACAGUUAUCACUAGGAAAUUGGUGAAUAUAUUUGAAAUUAGUAGUGGUUCACUACAAAGAUGUGAAGAUGUGCAAGAAACUUGCUGUUAUGAGAAAUGGAAAGCCUUUCUUAAUAUCAUGUAUUAUUUUGUAUUAAUGGAACAGCUUUGCCAAUAAAAUUGUGUCUUACUUAAAAUA